Cynocephalus volans (Philippine flying lemur) is the source of this 1808-nucleotide messenger RNA. It is a transcript of the gene DDX28, whose product is annotated as DEAD-box helicase 28. The coding region runs from base 2 to 1621 and encodes 539 amino acids. Gene Ontology annotation, cellular component: mitochondrion. The record is from RefSeq and is a predicted model, not a curated record. Lineage: Eukaryota; Metazoa; Chordata; Mammalia; Dermoptera; Cynocephalidae. The transcript has a single exon. Gene Ontology annotation, biological process: mitochondrial large ribosomal subunit assembly. Gene Ontology annotation, molecular function: nucleic acid binding; RNA helicase activity; ATP binding.
UAUGGCUCUGGCACGGCCGACGCGGCCGGUAUUGCUCGUGACUAGGUUGCUCCUGGAACUCCGACGGGACCUGGUGGUCCGCGGUCCCGACAAGCCCCUGCCGGUGGUACGUAUUCCGCGGAGUCUACAGCGGCGGCAGGAACAGCGGCAGAGCGCAGGGCGGAGCGCCCCACGGCCGGUGUUGGUGCGACCUGGACGGCUGCUGGUCUCGGCGCGGCGACCGGAGUUGAACCAGCCGGCACGCCUCACGCUAGGCCGUUGGGAAUGCGCGCCUCUCGCGUCUCGUGGCUGGAGGAGCCGGCGUGCGCGUCGGGACUACUUCUCUAUCGAACGCGUGCAACACGAGGCGCCAGCGCUACGGAACCUCUCCGAGGGCAGCUUCGCGGACCUGGGUCUAGAACCUCGUGUCUUGCGUGCACUGCAGGAGGCUUCGCCCGAAGUCGUUCGGCCCACAGCCGUGCAGUCGAGCACCAUCCCCCCACUACUAAGCGGCCGCCACGUCCUUUGCGCCGCGGAAACCGGCAGUGGUAAGACUCUCAGCUACCUACUACCGCUGCUUCAACGGCUGGUAGGCGGGCGAAGCCUGGACUUCCGCCGUAUCCCCGAUCCCCGGGGCCUGGUCCUUGUGCCUUCCCGAGAAUUAGCCGAACAGGUGCAGGCCGUGGCCCAGCCCUUGGGCAGCUCCUUGGGCCUGCAGGUGCGGGAGCUAGGGGGAGGCCAUGGUAUGCGUAGGAUCAGGCUGCAGCUGUCCAAACAACCUUCCGCAGAUGUGCUAGUGGCCACGCCGGGGGCUCUGUGGAAGGCCCUAAAAAGUCGACUGAUCAGCCUGGAGCACCUUUCCUUCUUGGUGUUGGAUGAGGCAGAUACAUUACUGGAUGAAAGCUUCCUUGAACUCGUGGACUACAUCUUCGAGAAGAGCAAUGUUGCAGAAGGCCCGGCUGACUUAGAAGACCCUUUCAAUCCCAAAGCUCAGUUAGUGCUGGUGGGAGCUACAUUUCCCGAAGGGGUAGGCCAGUUGCUGAAAAAAGUCUCCAGUCCAGACUCUCUCACCACCAUCACUAGCUCCAAGCUCCACUGCAUCAUGCCCCAUAUCAGACAGACAUUUAUGAGGCUGAAGGGAGCAGAGAAGGUAACUGAGUUGGUGCAGAUCCUCAAGCAGCAUGACAGAGCAGAUAGGAGUGGACCCUCAGGAACUGUCCUGGUGUUCUGUAAUAGCUCCAGUACUGUGAACUGGCUGGGAUAUAUUCUGGAUGACCACAAAAUCCAACAUCUAAGGCUGCAGGGGCAAAUGCCAGCCUCAAUGAGGGCAGGUAUCUUCCAGCGCUUCCAGAAGGGCUCCCGAGACAUACUUCUCUGCACAGACAUAGCCUCUCGGGGCUUGGACAGCACCCAUGUGGAGCUGGUUGUCAAUUAUGAUUUCCCCCUCACCCUGCAAGAUUAUAUCCACAGAGCUGGGAGAGUGGGCCGUGUGGGGAGCAAGGUGCCAGGAACCAUCAUCAGUUUUGUGACUCAUCCCUGGGAUGUGAGCCUGGUUCAGAAGAUUGAGCUGGCAGCUCGCCGAAGGAGAAGCCUUCCAGGACUAGAGUCCUCAGUGAGAGAGACAUUGCCUCAGCAAACCUGAUUUUGGCUGGCUUAAAUGUGAUGCCAAAACAGGGAUCUUUUCCAGUGUCCUGGGUUGGUGAGCACACUUGUCAGUGGGAGGCACUGGGCUGCCCUGUCACCUCCAUGAAGGCCGAUGAGCUGCUGGCCAGGAUUUCAGGGUAAGCUACUGAGCAUGGCUCUCAGUAUUUCACGUGACACCCAAAUAA